This is a messenger RNA of Cimex lectularius (bed bug), 859 nucleotides long. RefSeq names its product superoxide dismutase [Mn], mitochondrial-like. Gene Ontology annotation, cellular component: mitochondrion. Bases 87 to 782 code for a protein of 231 amino acids. The record is from RefSeq and is a predicted model, not a curated record. NCBI's taxonomy places the organism in Eukaryota, Metazoa, Arthropoda, Insecta, Hemiptera, Cimicidae. The transcript is spliced from 5 exons. Gene Ontology annotation, molecular function: metal ion binding; superoxide dismutase activity. Gene Ontology annotation, biological process: superoxide metabolic process.
CCAUUUGAUUUUGGUUUCCAUAGUGUUAGAAUUUCGAUUUCUUGUUUUCAAAAUUACAAAAAAUAAAAAUACAUUAAUGAACAAAAAUGAUAUCUAUUAAAGUAAUAUUUAAAUGUGCAUCAAAAUUUGGUUGUUUUGCUAAACGUCUUCACCAUACACUACCCAGCUUACCUUAUGCUUAUGAUGCAUUGGAACCAGUAAUUUGUAGAGAGAUGUUGGAAUUGCAUCAUAAUGAAUACCACCGAAGCUAUGUCAAGAACUUGAAUGUAACCCUUCAGGGAAUGGAGAAUGCAAUUAGUACAGGUGAUCUGAACACGGCUCUUUGCUUACAACCCGUUUUAAAAUUGAACGGAGGAGGUCAUAUAAAUCAUUCCAUCCUGUGGUCGACAUUAUCACCCGAUGGAGGUUGCCCAAGUGAUGAACUGUGUAGAGAAAUAAUAGCAUCAUUCGGCACUCUUGACAACCUGAUGGACAGAAUGAUUCUGAUGACUUAUGCCGUUGAAUCGUCCGGUUGGGUAUGGCUAGGGUACAAUCCUUAUUCUUCAAGGCUACAGAUCACAACUUGCACUAAUGAAAAUCCCCUCCAGGCAACAACUGGUUUAAUACCUCUAUUUGGCAUUGAUUUAUGGGAACAUGCUUAUCAUCUUCAAUACAAACGGAAUAAAGUCGAUUAUGCGAGGUUUAUAUUUCAAGUGGUGAACUGGCUUGAAGUUAGUCGGCGUUACUGUGAAGCUUAUGAAAUUGGGCAAGCGUGGAAAAAAGCAUGCGAAUCAAAUAAUUAAAAUUUGUUUACUGUCUGAAUUAGAGCAAAAUAUCAGACUAUUGAUUUUGUAAAAUAAAAAUAAAUACCUAUCUAAUA